AUGAGCAACUUCCCUUCGGGUUGGUUCUUUAUUCAGUCGAAAUGUGCUCACAAGAUGGUGAUCGACGUGGCAAUGGAUUCGCAUAAGGACAGUGCCAAGAUCGUCGUAUGGCCGAAAAAGGAGCAAAACUUUGAUAACCAGCUCUGGAUGUAUGAUAGUGGUUAUAUCAUCAACAAGAAUUCUGGAUUAGUGCUCGACGUUCUUGGAGGCGUCUUGGAAAACGACAAGCAAAUUAUCCAAUAUAGGCGCAAAAUGGUAGAGGACGCGCAGAAUCAACGGUGGUAUUAUCGUGAGGAUGGGUUCAUUUAUCCCCAAGUAAAUCCCAAUCUUGUGCUGGAUAUCAGGGGUAAUUGGACCAAGCCAGGCACUGUGGUGUUGCUUUACGACCGCAAGUUUAGCGAUAACGAGAAUCAGUUGUGGGAUUUGAUUCCUCAUGAUCCACAAGGUUCCAACACUCCCAAGGAUGAUGAUUCAAGUGAUAUUGACAAGGAUUAUUCGUUUAGCUCCUCCAGCUAUGCUCUAUGA
Lichtheimia ornata is the source of this 525-nucleotide messenger RNA. RefSeq lists its product as uncharacterized. The record is from RefSeq and is a predicted model, not a curated record. NCBI's taxonomy places the organism in Eukaryota, Fungi, Mucoromycota, Mucoromycetes, Mucorales, Lichtheimiaceae. The coding region runs from base 1 to 525 and encodes 174 amino acids. The transcript is spliced from 5 exons.